AUGGCUGUUCUAGGCAAGCGAAAGGCUGAUCCUGAGCCUGAAAUCUCGCAAGAAGAUGCGGCUGCCAUUUUCCGCCGACAUUUCGAGGCGCAAUUCGCACCACUACCCGAUGCAAAAGAGCCCAAGCCCAGUUCAAAAAAGACGAAACGUGACGAAGAAAGCGACGACGAUGAUGAUAGCGAAGCAAGCGACGACAGCAACGAUGAAGAGGAAGAUAGCGAGAACGAAAAUGAAUGGGGCGGUCUAUCGGGCGACGAUUCAGACGAAGAGGAAGAGGAAGAGGAAGAGGAAGAGCAACCUCCAGUGGUAGAAGUGGUAGACCAUUCUGGAAAGCAACCAGCAAUGACUGCCACAAUGUCCAAACGAGAAUUGAAGGCUUUUAUGUCUUCACGCCCUCCAGACCAAACAUUCACCAAAUCCGAAUCGACACCUACAGCUACUUCAUCCUCCUCAAACGAACUUCCAGAAGACGCGCCCUCUCUCCUAGCCCAGGAUCUUGAACUCCGUCGACUUAUCGCAGAAUCACACCUCCUCGCCCCUAGUAUGUCAUCUUCUGGUGCAGCUAUUGAGCCAAAAGCCUUCGCCGCUGGCCGUACUCGUCAAAAGGCCACAGACAUGCGCAUUCAAGCCCUGGGAUCCAAGGUUUCCAUUCACAAACAGGAGAAGAUGCCAAUGAACAUGCGCAAAGGCAUUGUGGCUGCGGCAGAAGCACGCGAGACGAAACGUCGAAGAGAGGCUAAGGAGAACGGUAUUAUCCUGGAGCGAGAAACGGGGAAAAAGAAGGGAGGCAAAGGCCGGAACCGAGACCUGCCAGUCGAUCGACCGGGAGUUGGCAGGCUCAGAGGAGCUGAAUUACGUUUGAGCGAUAGGGACAUCAAGAGCAUAGAGGGAGGAAGAGAUGCGUUUGGCAGAAAAGGAAGGCGAUGA
Fusarium coffeatum is the source of this 927-nucleotide messenger RNA. RefSeq lists its product as uncharacterized. The transcript is spliced from 2 exons. The record is from RefSeq and is a predicted model, not a curated record. Gene Ontology annotation, cellular component: nucleolus. Bases 1 to 927 code for a protein of 308 amino acids. Gene Ontology annotation, biological process: maturation of SSU-rRNA from tricistronic rRNA transcript (SSU-rRNA, 5.8S rRNA, LSU-rRNA). NCBI's taxonomy places the organism in Eukaryota, Fungi, Ascomycota, Sordariomycetes, Hypocreales, Nectriaceae.